AUGGCCCCGGUCCCGGCCCCGGCCCCGGGAUCCGACGGAGCCCCCGUGCCCUACCCGGCCCUCGCCCCCACCGUCUUCUUCUGCCUCCAGCAGACCACCCGCCCCCGCAGCUGGUGCCUCGGACUGGUCUGUAACCCCUGGUUCGAGCACGUGAGCAUGCUGGCCAUCCUGCUGAAUUGUGUCACCCUGGGCAUGUUCCGGCCAUGUGAGGACGUGGAGUGCCGCUCCCAGCGCUGUGCCGUCUUGGAGGCGUUUGAUGACUUCAUCUUUGCCUUCUUUGCUGUGGAGAUGGUGGCCAAGAUGAUCGCCCUGGGGGUGUUUGGGCAGAAGUGUUAUCUGGGAGACACAUGGAACCGCCUGGAUUUCUUCAUCGUCAUAGCUGGGAUGAUGGAAUAUUCCCUGGAUGGACACAACGUCAGCCUGUCAGCCAUCCGGACCAUCCGCGUGCUCAGGCCCCUCAGAGCCAUCAACCGUGUGCCCAGCAUGCGGAUUCUGGUGACACUGCUGCUGGACACAUUGCCGAUGCUGGGGAACGUGCUGCUGCUCUGCUGCUUCGUCUUCUUUGUCUUUGGCGUCGUUGCGGUGCAGCUGUGGGCCGGCCUGCUAAGAAACAGGUGCUUCCUCGACAGCGACACUGCCAGGAGCCACAACCUGACGUUCCUGAAGCCGUACUACCAGCCAGAGGAUGGGGAGGAGAACCCGUACAUCUGCUCGGCCCACCGGGACAACGGCAUGCAGAAAUGCUCCGGCAUUCCCCGGUGGAAGGAGCAACGCCUGGAGUGCAACCUGAGUAUCGGGGAGGCCCCUGGCCCACAGGGCACCCCUCCAGGCACAGUCUCCCGGCACGCCUGUGUCAACUGGAACCAGUACUACAACGUCUGCAGGACUGGUGACGUCAACCCCCAUAACGGUGCCAUCAACUUCGACAAUAUCGGCUAUGCCUGGAUUGCCAUUUUCCAGGUCAUAACCUUGGAAGGAUGGGUGGAGAUCAUGUACUACGUCAUGGAUGCUCAUUCCUUUUACAAUUUCAUAUAUUUCAUCUUGCUAAUAAUCGUGGGCUCCUUCUUCAUGAUCAACCUAUGCCUGGUGGUGAUCGCCACGCAGUUCUCAGAGACGAAGCAGCGGGAAAACCAGCUGAUGCGGGAGCAGCGGGCCCGUUCCCUGUCCAACGACAGCACGCUCGCCAGUUUCUCCGAACCCGGCAGCCUCUAUGAUGAGCUGCUCAAAUACCUGGGCCACAUCUUCCGCAAGGCCGAGCGCCGAGCGGGCCGCCUCUAUGCCCGCUGGCAGAGCCACUGCCGGAAGGUCGGCCCCGACGGAUUGGGGGGCCGGGGUCAAGUGGGCCGGGGGCGGGGCCGGGUGGCCUCCCAAUGCCCACUGGCCCGGCACCACCACCACCAUCACCACCACCACUACCACCACCAUCAUCACCACCACCACCACCACCACUACCACCUGGGCAAUGGGAGUCCGGGCCCCGAGCUCCUGAGAUUGGAUGUGGAGGAUGACCAGUCAGGCAGCCAGCUCAUGCUCCCAGUGCCAACCCCCCGGCCUUGGAGCCCCCAGCCUGACUCUGCUUCCACCCGUAGCGUCUACCGCUCUGACUGCCACGUGAUGGCGCUCGGGGAUGGUGGGAGGCAGGAUCCCAGGCCCGGCCCCCCGAGCGGCAGGAACUACCCAACCAUCUUGCCUUCUGCCGCCGCCAGACCGGCCAGUGGCAUCCCCGUGCCCGGCGGUGGAGGGAGCCCUGGGAGCCCUGCAUCUGGACCCCACAGCCCCAACCAUCUGGAUGCGGACACUUGCAAGAAGCUGCGUUGGCCAGUCGGGGAGCCUGGUCCAGGCCAGAGUGUGAGUGUCCCAUUGUCCACGCUGAGCGCACCCUGUCCCCUGCAGCGCCACCAGGAUGGCCUGCCUUCCUGCGACCCCCAGAGCUGCCCCCUCUGCUCCCGUCCCCUGGAGGACUGCGAGUUUGAAUUCAGCGAGUCGGGGAGCUGUGACUCUGACCCCAGUGGCACCUACGAGUUCACCCGGGACCUGAGGCGCCGGGAUCACCGUGACCCAGUCCAGCGGGCCGGCCAGUUGCAAGGCCAAACGGAGGCACCACAGAGGAGGAGCAUGGCCAUCAGGCUCUGGCUGGCCUUUGGACACAGGCUGGAGCGGAUCGUGGAUAGCAAAUACUUCAACAGGGGGAUCAUGGCCGCCAUCUUGAUCAACACCCUGAGCAUGGGGGUAGAGUACCAUGAGCAGCCAGACGAGCUGACCAACGCCCUGGAAAUAAGCAACUCGGUGUUCACCAGCGUCUUCGCCCUGGAGAUGCUGCUGAAGCUGUUGGCAUGCGGCCCCAUUGGCUACGUCAAGAACCCGUACAACAUCUUCGAUGGGGUCAUCGUUGUCAUCAGCGUGUGCGAGAUCAUCGGGCAGGCGGACGGUGGCCUGUCGGUGCUCAGGACGUUUCGGCUGCUGCGCGUGCUCAAGCUGCUGCGCUUCCUGCCCGCCCUGCGCCGCCAGCUGGUUGUGCUCGUGAAGACCAUGGACAACGUGGCCACCUUCUGCAUGCUACUCAUGCUCUUCAUCUUCAUCUUCAGCAUUCUGGGAAUGCAUCUGUUCGGAUGCAAGUUCAGCCUCAAGACAGAUACCGGGGACACGGUUCCAGACCGGAAAAACUUUGAUUCUUUGCUCUGGGCCAUAGUCACUGUGUUCCAGAUCCUCACACAGGAAGACUGGAACAUGGUGCUGUACAACGGCAUGGCAUCCACAUCCUCCUGGGCUGCCCUCUACUUCGUGGCACUGAUGACCUUUGGCAACUAUGUGCUCUUCAACCUGCUCGUGGCCAUCCUGGUCGAAGGGUUCCAGGCUGAGGGCGAUGCAAACAAGUCUGACACAGAUGAGGACAAAACUUCUGUCAAUGUGGAGGACGAUUUUGACAAGAUCAGUGAACUGUGGGCCUCAGGCGGGCAGCUUGGAUCAGGAGGACAGAACGGAUCAGGUGGAUGGUGUGGCUCAGACAUGAAGAAUUUCUCUCUGGCUGUGAUGGCCAACGGUCACCUGGAGGGCCGGGGCAGCCUGCCCCCACCGAUGAUCCUGCACACGGCAGCAACCCCUGGGCCGACCCCUCAAGGCUCACCACAGCUGGACUCUGGGCCCGCCCUGCUUGGGCGCCAGUGGGCUGGCUCUGCUUCCAUCGACCCUCUGCACUGUGACCAGAGGUCCUCGGCCAGCCCACGCAGCUCACCCUGUGCCUCCAGAUCCCCGACUGGCCCCAGUGUCAGCCGCCGUGCCAGCUGGAACAGCCUGGGCCGCCCACCCAGCCUCAAGCGGAGGAGUCACUCGGGCGAGCGUCAGUCCCUCCUGGCCGGCGAGGGCAGGGGCUGCGCUGAUGAAGAUGCUGACAACAUCCUGCCUGGCACCAGGCCGCCCCUCAUCCGCCAGGCCGAGUCUCUGGACUGCCGCCUUCUCAGCCCGCCCACCCCUGAGUGCCAUACCCCCCGCCCUGGGCCAGCCACUGACCACCAGGGUACCCAAAGCCAGGCGCUGCAUGGAAAUGGUGAGCUCUUUCUGCACCUGGAUGCCUGCAGGGACCAGACCCUCGACUACGAUGAUGAUGUGGAUGAUGGCUUCUGCUUCAGGGUGCAUCAGGUUCUGGAUCGGUACAAGCCUGGCUGGUGCAAGAGUCAUGAAGACUGGUCCCUGUACCUGUUUUCCCCACAGAACCGGGUUCGCGUUAUGUGUCGGAGAUUCAUUGCCCACAAGAUGUUCGACCAUGUGGUCCUGGCCUUCAUCUUCCUCAACUGCAUUACCAUUGCCCUGGAGCGGCCGGACAUCGACCCCAGCAGCACAGAACGGGUCUUCCUGAGUGUCUCCAAUUACAUUUUCACUGCCAUUUUCGUGGUGGAGAUGAUGGUGAAGGUGACAGCCCUUGGAUUCUUCUCGGGGGAUGACGCCUACCUUCAGAGUGGCUGGAAUGUGCUGGAUGGUCUGCUGGUGUUCGUGUCCAUCACGGACAUCGUCGUCUCCAUGGCGCCAGCGGGUGGGGCCAGGAUCCUGGGUGUCCUGCGGGUGCUGAGGCUUCUGCGUACCCUGAGGCCUCUCCGGGUGAUCAGCCGGGCUCCAGGCCUGAAGCUGGUGGUGGAGACGCUGAUUUCGUCUCUGAGGCCCAUCGGGAAUAUCGUUCUCAUCUGCUGCGCCUUCUUCAUUGUCUUCGGCAUCCUGGGGGUGCAGCUCUUCAAGGGGAAAUUCUACUACUGCGAGGGCUCGGACACGAAGAACAUCACCACGCGGGGAGACUGCAGCCUGGCCCACUAUCGCUGGGUCCGCAGAAAGUAUAACUUCGACAACCUGGGGCAGGCGCUGAUGUCCCUCUUCGUCCUGUCCUCUAAAGACGGCUGGGUCAACAUCAUGUACGAUGGGCUGGAUGCCGUGGGCGUGGAUCAGCAGCCCAUCCAGAACCACAACCCGUGGAUGCUCCUGUACUUCAUCUCCUUCCUGCUCAUUGUCAGCUUUUUUGUACUGAACAUGUUCGUGGGCGUGGUGGUGGAGAACUUUCACAAAUGCCGGGAGCACCAAGAGGCUGAGGAGGCUCGCCGGCGUGAGGAGAAGAGGCUGCGACGUCUUGACAAGAAGCGCAGGAAAGCUCAGCGCCGGCCAUACUACGCAGAUUACUCGCCACUGCGCCUCUCCAUCCAUACGCUCUGCACCAGCCACUACCUUGACCUGUUCAUCACCUUCAUCAUCGGCGUCAACGUCAUCACCAUGUCUAUGGAGCACUACAACCAGCCCAAGUCCCUGGAUGAAGCACUGAAAUAUUGCAAUUACGUCUUCACCAUCGUGUUCGUUUUCGAGGCAGUCCUCAAGUUGGUGGCGUUUGGAAUCCGGCGCUUCUUUAAAGACAGGUGGAACCAGCUGGACCUUGCUAUUGUGCUGCUGUCCACCCUGGGUAUCACACUGGAAGAGAUUGAGAUAAAUGCUGCUUUACCCAUCAACCCCACCAUCAUCCGCAUCAUGCGAGUCCUGAGGAUUGCCAGAGUGCUCAAGCUGCUCAAAAUGGCCACAGGGAUGCGAGCCCUGCUGGACACCGUGGUGCAGGCGCUGCCCCAGGUGGGGAACCUGGGCCUACUUUUCAUGCUCCUGUUUUUUAUCUAUGCUGCGCUGGGAGUGGAGCUGUUUGGAAAGUUAGACUGCAGUGAUGACAACCCUUGUGAGGGGCUGAGCCGGCACGCCACCUUCUCCAACUUUGGCAUGGCGUUCCUCACCCUGUUCCGCGUCUCUACCGGAGACAACUGGAAUGGAAUCAUGAAGGACACGCUACGGGAGUGCCCGCGGGAGGACAAGCACUGCCUCAGCUACCUGCCCGUCAUCUCACCCAUCUACUUCGUCACCUUCGUGCUCAUUGCACAGUUCGUAUUGGUCAAUGUGGUGGUGGCUGUGCUCAUGAAGCACCUGGAGGAGAGCAACAAGGAGGCCAGAGAGGAUGCCGAGAUGGAUGCCGAGAUCGAGCUGGAGAUGGCACAGACCGGGCCAGGACCGGUUAGCCUCCGGCCCCGUGGGAGCCCCCCAGGCUGCAGGAUGCCCCAGCCAUCCCUGGAUGGGGCUUGCCUUCUGAAGGAGGCGCCGGAUGGCCACAACCCCCCAGUCAUCCGCAAGAUUCCUGUCUCCAGGAUGCACUCUCUGCCCAAUGAUAGCUACAUGUUCCGCCCUUUGGUGCCAGCCCAGGCCCCCCGCCCACUGCCCGAGGUGGACACCGGGCCCCAGGACCUGGACACCGAGCUCCGGGCUUCUCAGGUCCCGACAGGCUCCGGGACACUGGUGCACUCCCAGCCUGAGGGGACCAGCUCGUCUCUGGCCCUCCUGCCGAGAACAGGGUCCUUCUACUCCAAGAGCAGUGACCUCCCUGGGACCCACAUUCGCUCCCCCAGCCUCAGCCGCCUGCUGUGCCGACAGGAGGCCAUGAGGACCGACUCGGUGGACAGCCCGCUGGCUGAGUGUGAAGAGGGCCCACUGGGAUGCCCCACUGAGGACAAACCACUCCACUCCCCCCCAGGGAUCUCUUCUCUUGGGUUGGCUGAUAUGCCCACACAACCGCACCCCUCCUGCCCCCAAGAUGAGCCGUGCGACCCAGCAGACGAGGAGGUCAGCCACAUUAACAGCACAGCGCACGCGCGGGGAGUCCUGGGGCCGGCCAGGAGCCGCUCGGCUUACACCUCCCCAGGCACUGGGCCUAGGGGCCCCGGCCCUACCUCUAGCAACAGUGCCGGCAGCCUGGCCCAGAGCGCUGGGCACGACCGGGACUUACGCAAGUUCUACAGCGUCGAUGCGCAUGGCUUCCUGGACCAGCCCGGCUGGGCCAGCGACCAGCGGCGCCACUCCAUCGAGAUUUGCCCGGCCCGACCUGAGGCCCCAGGCCUGGCCCACCACGAGGCCCCCAACCCAGCCCCGCCCGUGGCAGACCCCGUACCCCCUGGUGGCCGGCGCAAGAAGAAGAUGAGCCCACCUUGCAUCGCCAUAGACCCUCCAGUGGGCAGCCAGGCAGGUGGCCCCCAGCACUCCCUGGUGACACCAGGGGCGGCAUCGGUGGUGGCUGAGGCCAGCACUAUGCUGAGGCGGCGGACCCCGUCCUGGGAGCCUAGUGCCCCCCGGGGCCCAGCGGACCUGGCCGAUGCCCCGCCCGGGGACCUGCUGCUGCUGCCGCCACCAACCCGAGCCUGCCGCUGGGAGCGCCUGGCCGUCCCCCACCCGGCCUUCGAGUCACCUGUCCCCGGCACUGGGGACCGUGCCUCCGAACCCUGGCCCGGGGCACCCUCCGAAAGGAGCCAGGAGACUCCACCCCGGAGUCCCCACCCCGAGACACUGCCCCCAGACAGAGGUGGUGCCCGGCCCGCGUAGCCAAUGGGUCGGGACCUAGGAAGGACCUGCCACAAGGAGAAGCCUGGAGCAUAGACAGAGCACGGGCGUUGGGGCCAUCCAUGGGUGGGGCAGAGCGCAGGCAUCAGGGCCAACUGGGGCCAGGCAGAGCGUAGGUGUCGGGGCCAUCUUGGGGCAGGCUGCCCAACCCUGACGGGCGAUGCCUGGUCCAGGGCACAGGGAGUGGCGGAGGGCAUGGCCAGGGAGCCCCCGCCUGGACUCAGACAGCAAUUUUCUAGAGAAUAAUGAUGUUUCGCAUUCUCACCAGGCUCCAUGCUGGGGGCAUUUUCCAGUGUUGCACAUGGGGAUCGUCCCACUGACUCUUUUUUUCCCUUGGGAUUUCUCUGUCUUCUCCAUCCAUUCCCCCUGACACACAACCCCUGUUCCCUCAUCUCCACCCUUCAAGGGCAGGCAGCCUCCACCCAGCAGCAGCCGCAGCCACCAUAUUUAUUGAGACCCCACUGGGGACAGUGCCCUGUGCUAAAUGGUUGGGCAAAACAAAACUAAUCAGGGACAUGUUUUCCCUGCCUGCAAGGAGCGUGUGCUCCGACAAGGCUGCUCUGGGCUUUUGGAAACAGUUGACAGUGCAAGUCAGAGCUAUUGAACCAAAGUCAGGGCCGGAACAAAUUCUCACCCUCUCGUUCCCCUCCUGGAGCCCUCUUGUUUUGAUCCCGUCUUCUCCCAAAUUGAAUUUGGGUCCUCGGAGACGGGGAGGGGGGGAGGGUGGCGCAUAGCAAUCAGAAGAAGGCGCAGAAGGUUGGGGGUCACUGUUGAGGGGAAUGGGAGCAGACCAGAAGACGUGGAGUGAACGUGCCUGAGACCUGUUUGGGGAUGGACGCCUGCCUCCCUCUGAGACAAAGAUGUUUUGGCUGGGGAGAGGAGGACUUAGCAGAACUGUGACUGGCCAAGAACAAGGAUGCCAGCAUUCCAGCUAAGUGCUGAGCACUUCCUGAGAGCACGGAAAGCACUGUACCAAGCUCUCGGGGGAGCACAAUAGAGUUAGUCACCCCAUAUAUAGUAUUAAUAGGGCAGAGCACUGUGCUCAGUGCCUGAGAGGGAACAGUAGAGGUAGAAGACACAGUCCCUGCUCGCAAGGAGUGACAGUCCAGCCAUGGUCCACGUACUCCAGAGUGUGGGGUUUCUGGGGGCGGCACUGGGGAGAAGCCCUCCACUGGGGGACCCCCAAGUUGAACAAGGAAGAAGAACUGAGGCCCAGCCCAGUGAGACAUCUUUGCCCUGAGAAAUUUGGGGUGCUGGUUUCCAUCCCACGUGGUGGGACCAGCAGAACUAGCCCACCAUCCAGUGAAGCGAUAGGCCCCCACCCUUCGCACUGUUGCCCAUCCCCCUGCCUCACAUUUACGCUCUCACAUUCUAUCUUGGGUUUCCGCUGCAUAUUCAUUCUGCAUUGACAGUGUAUCCGCGCCGCACGUAUUAAACCGUACA
Tachyglossus aculeatus (Australian echidna) is the source of this 8340-nucleotide messenger RNA. RefSeq names its product voltage-dependent T-type calcium channel subunit alpha-1H-like. The record is from RefSeq and is a predicted model, not a curated record. NCBI's taxonomy places the organism in Eukaryota, Metazoa, Chordata, Mammalia, Monotremata, Tachyglossidae. Gene Ontology annotation, biological process: calcium ion import; calcium ion transmembrane transport; neuronal action potential. Gene Ontology annotation, cellular component: neuron projection; voltage-gated calcium channel complex; voltage-gated sodium channel complex. Gene Ontology annotation, molecular function: low voltage-gated calcium channel activity; voltage-gated sodium channel activity.